AUGGCUCCCAUUGGCAAGCUCCACGGUUUCGCUGGCAACUCGCGCUUCCGCCGCGCCCUCGCUGUCGCGACCCUCGCCGGUCUCGAGGUCGAGACCGACCCCAACUUCACCAUGAAGGACGGCGCUUGGAAGACCGCCGAGUUCCUCGAGAAGUUCCCCUUCGGCUACCUCCCCGCCUUUGAGGGUGCCGACGGCCUCAACCUCCAGGAGUCGGGUGCCAUCGCUGACUACUUCGUCUCGCUUGCCCCCAACGCCAACCUCGUCCCCACCGACGCCAAGGAGGCCGCCGAGGCCAAGCAGUGGCAGUACUUCGCCGACCAGGAGCUCUUCGUCAAGAACGGCGUCGCCCUCCAGCUCAUCGCUGGCCGCCUCCCCUACAACAAGCCCGUCUUUGAGGCUGUUGUUGCCGGCCUCGUCGGCCGUCUCGAGACCCUCAACAAGGUCCUCGCUGACCGCACCUUCAUCGUCGGCCACCGUCUCUCGAUCGCCGACAUCUUCCUCGCUACCGCCCUCGCUAGCUGCUUCACCGGCAUCAUCGACGCCGAGAUCCGCGCCACCGUCCCCAACGUUGUCCGCUACGUCGAGACUGUCAUCAAGAACCCCAAGCUUGCCCCCGUCUUCGACAACGGCAACACCCAGUUCAUUGAGAAGCAGCCCGUCUUCGUCGCCCCCAAGAAGGAGAAGGCCCCCAAGGCUGAGAAGGCCCCCAAGGCCGAGCAGCCCAAGAAGGAGAAGAAGGAGAAGGCCCCCAAGGAGGUCGACCCCGAGGACGAGCCCGUCUUCGCUGUUGAGGAACCCAAGCCUAAGAACCCUCUGGAUUUGCUCCCGAAGAGCACCUUUAACCUGGAGGACUUCAAGCGUGCCUACUCCAACCUCGACACGAAGGGAGCCGGUGGUUCGCUCGAGUACUUCUACAACAACAUGGACUGGGAAGGCUACAGUGUUUGGCGCUGCACCUACAAGUACCCCACCGAGCUUACCCAGGUCUUCAUGUCGGCCAACCUCAUCGGUGGUCUCUUCGCCCGCUUCGAGGCGUCCCGCAAGUACCUCUUCGGUAGCAUGCUCGUCCUCGGAAAGAACAACGAUAGUGCCAUCGACGGCGUCCUUAUCCUCCGUGGCCAGGAUGCCCUCCCCGUCGUCUCUGUUGCCCCGGAUUUCGAGUCGUAUGAGUUUACCCCGCUCGACGUUCGCAACAACGAAGAGCACAAGAGCUUCUUUGCCGACGCUAUGGCUUGGGAGCUGACCCUCGACGGCCGUGAGACCGCCGACGGCAAGAACUUCAAGUAA
Apiotrichum porosum is the source of this 1287-nucleotide messenger RNA. RefSeq lists its product as uncharacterized. The record is from RefSeq and is a predicted model, not a curated record. NCBI's taxonomy places the organism in Eukaryota, Fungi, Basidiomycota, Tremellomycetes, Trichosporonales, Trichosporonaceae. Gene Ontology annotation, cellular component: nucleus; cytoplasm. The transcript is spliced from 5 exons. Gene Ontology annotation, biological process: translational elongation. Gene Ontology annotation, molecular function: translation elongation factor activity. Bases 1 to 1287 code for a protein of 428 amino acids.